AUGUCGGCUAACUAUCCUACGCCUCUAUACGAUCACGCGGCGCGGGGAGACUUCCGCGACGUUUACGAGCCGUCGGAGGAUUCGUUCCUGCUCAUUGACGCGCUGGAGAAAGAUGUUCACAAGCUUCAGCAGCUAAGCGGGCCGUGCGUGUGUGUGGAGGUUGGCAGUGGUUCUGGGGUAGUGUCGGCCUUCCUGGCAUCCCUGCUCGGACCUUCGGCCAUCUAUUUUUGCACGGAUGUGAAUCAUGCAGCAGCGCUGUGCACCACAAAGACUGCAUCACGCAACUCUGUGGCCCUCGAACCCAUCAUCACAGACUUGGUGGAAGGUCUAUUACCCAGGCUGAGUGGAGAAGUGGAUGUGCUCCUUUUCAACCCUCCAUAUGUGGUCACACCAUCCUGUGAGGUCGGCAGCAAAGGCAUAGAAGCUGCUUGGGCUGGUGGAAGGAGAGGCCGUGAGGUAACAGACAGAUUUUUACCAAUUGUAUCCAAGUUGCUGUCCAGUCGAGGGCUCUUCUACUUGGUAACUAUAGCAGAGAAUGAUCCAGAGGACAUUAUCCAGAUGCUGAGUGAAUACGGACUGCAGGGAAACCCAUGCCUGUCAACCAGAGCUGGAAACGAGAGGCUGACAGUUCUGUGCUUCCAUUGGCACAAACAUGCAUGA
Nerophis lumbriciformis (worm pipefish) is the source of this 660-nucleotide messenger RNA. NCBI's taxonomy places the organism in Eukaryota, Metazoa, Chordata, Actinopteri, Syngnathiformes, Syngnathidae. The record is from RefSeq and is a predicted model, not a curated record.